Molecule: messenger RNA, 8422 nt
Organism: Betta splendens (Siamese fighting fish)
Lineage: Eukaryota; Metazoa; Chordata; Actinopteri; Anabantiformes; Osphronemidae
Exons: 3
Coding region: 4160-6640 (826 amino acids)
Source: RefSeq, a predicted model, not a curated record
UAACUUUUUUUUCCCUUUUAGGUGCAAUUGCUGUUUACUUCCUGAUUGCCUACACAUUGACUGUCACAGUGUAGAGUAUUAAGUUUCUUUUUUUUGAUAAUUGCACAGUAACAUUAAUCUUGAGACGCAACAUGGCGGGUAAUGGAACACAUGGUAGGGGGAGAGGACAGGUGACGUUCAGCCCAGUAUCGCCUGUUGGCCGUGGCAGAGCCAAAUUUCUAUUUUCUUCUGAUUCAUCCACUCCUAAACCAGUUUUCGAUGAUCUAGCUGCUAAUGAAAACAUUAGAGACCCCACAAAGUUUUUCCCCCACUUAAGGAUUAAACAGUGAGGGCAAAACAGAGGAAUUUCUGGCAGGCAUAGCAUCCCAAAUUGGUCUCUCCAUAGGAGAAAGCAUAGCAUCUUGCAUUGAGUCACGUUUAGGCUGUGGGACAACUGGGGUUUUGAGAAACGCUCCUAUAGAUCCGUCUCUGCUGAAUGUAAUAGUUAGGUCAGACAUCACAGAGCCAGUAAGUUUUAAAGGGGACAGCCAUGACACCCAUACUGUUCAAGAGUGGGAGGCGGUGAUGUUGGCUUACUUGAAGAAGGGUGUUCCCGUGGCUGAACAAGCUGAUGAAGUGUUGAGUAAGAUCUGUGGAAGGGCACGUGAGGUGGUUAAAGUAGGCAUACGGAGUAAUCCAAGCCUGAAACUAAGCACAGGCCCAGGUCCCAUCUUUGAAAUACUAAAGCAGCACUUUAGUGACACAGUUUCAUCUGGGAUGCCUCUAGCAGAUUUCUAUGCCACAUUGCCGACCCCAAAUGAACGCCCUUUUGACUGCUGGUUGAGACUUAAUAGAGCUAUGGAGGUGACAGAAGACUGCCUAAAGAGACAAAAUAAGACAUUUGACAACCUGUGCCUUGACCUUACUGCCAUGUUCAUCCGCCAUUGCCCCGACCCUGAACUAUCUCUCUUAUUCAAGUGCAAGCCACUACAGCAAUGGACGGCCACUGAUGUACAUGAAAAGCUUGUUGAGCAUAGUAGGGACCGGAGGCAGGUGUCCCAGCUGAGAGGGGCUACGGCGAUAACUGCCCAGCAGCAGGAAGCGAAGGCCCACACAUGCAGUGUGAAACCUGUCACUGAACAUGUUUUAGCCUCACCGCCGACUCAGGGGAGAGAUGGAGCAGCUGACCGCCUUGACCACCUAAUCACAAUGCUGGAGCGGGUGCUACAACACGGGCCACUUCAGCCUGGACCCGUUAGUAGGAAGGAUGUGAGAAAUCAGCCAAGCCAUAAAGCCAGGGUCAGACAUACAGUGUCUUGUAACGUCUGUGGGGAUGUUGAACACACCACUCACCAGCACUUUCUACUUCUUCAAAACAUACAAAGACUGAAACCCCAUUGUUAUGGGAAAAAUUGUGUCUUCCUUACUUCUAUGCAGUUAUUAUAUGAUUUAUGACUUAUGUUCUGCAAUUAAUAUCUUAUGUUUUGUCUUACUGUAUGCAUUUGACAUUUGACCUACAUUGUUCAAUGGUUGUCUCUGCCUGAUAGACUCUCAACUCUAGCUCCCAAACCCAAGGUCGGGGAGUUGUGUCUCUGUCUGUUGAGACUUGGUGCUCCUUUCUCACAGAUAGUUGGACGUCAGCAAUGCAGGUGUGAGAAUGUAAAUAUCUUCACACACACUGCGACAGGGAGGAGAUGGUGCAUGUAAUUUGAUUGGGUUAGAAAGACAUUCCACCCUAGUCGGACAGAGAAGCUAAAAGGCAGAAGCAACUUGAGGAUCGUGGGCUCUUUGCAUCACACCUUCGUGGUGUGUGCACUGAUCUCCCCAGCUGGUUUUUGGUUUGUUGAUGUGCACGAUCAACAUCCAUGCUUUUUAUUUGCUUUCCCCAUUAUUUUUAUUUUCUUUAUUAUUUCAAUAAAUCGCACAAAAGGACAACUCUCUCAUCUGCUUCUUUAUGGAAAAUUUCCACCACAGAAAUUGGCGUUGUCGGCAGGAUCCCGCUGCAGGUCGUCUGGACGGUGUGACCAGGGACGAUAGUCCUGAGGACUAGGGUUGCUCAGCCUCCAAACCUCUACAGACAUUCAGAGCUGGGAGGACUGCUCACCCGUCUGGAUCGCCUCUGACGAGAUCCACGAACUCAGAUUUAAACUCAAAUCCUAAUUUGGCUCGGCUCGGUGAGAGAGAUUCCUUUGAUUGGAACUUUUAUUUUUAAUUUAGCUGAAACAUUUCAAUUGGUUGAAAAAAAAAGGAAAGAAAUCGUCUGUUUGGUUGAAACACUAAAUUUGAUUAGGAAAAUUAAUUAGAUCGAGAAAAAAGAAAAAAAAUCCCAAUAUUACAUGUUCUUAAUUAGGUCAAAGUCUGCCCUGGUGGCCGAGACGGUGGUUGCUAAGGGUUGGCUCGUGGGACCGAGCUUGUUUUGUCUGUACUGAGGAUACAGACCAGUGUGCAGAUCUGAGCGCAGUCCAGAGGGAGUGGACAAGGAAAUAAAAGACGGCUUCUGUAAGACGGAGCGCGUUUGCAGGGGGAAGUGGUUUUGAGAUACGAGGGACCCGGGUCUUAGAGGGGCCUGACGGUGAGGGACCACUUCCGAGAACCCUGUCGCUGAUCUGAGCGGUUCCCUUUCUACGGAGACGUCCGUGGAAGAGAAAUUUCGAAAAAAGGUUCCGGCCGGAACACAUAAAAAUCUAAGACAGAAAACCGCCGGGACUCUGAAAGAUGGGUUCGGGGCGAUCUAAGUCUCCACCACCAGACUGCAGCAUUACAAAAUUAAUGAGACGUAAAUAUGGUGAUGAGUGCGUGUCACGUCUUCACGACUGGACAAAACAUUAUGGGUUUCAAGAAGGUGGAUCACUCAGUGUGAAGGACAUACGCACCUUAAAAGAAAAGUUAGAUACAAAAGAUGAGAUUUGAAAAAGCAAAACUAUCAAAACUAAAGCCCUAAAAGAAACAAAAGAGUGAUGAGAGUAACAGAAACAAAGGAGAUAACAACUCUGGGGAAGAAUUGUUUGCACUCGCCACACACACACACACACACACACACACACACACACACACACACACACACACACACACACACACACACACACACACAUACACCACACACACACAUGUCAUGUCAAGAGCAAAUGCUCCCAUUGUUUCUGCUCUCUAUUCUAAUGCAGAACUGAGCGCGAUGAGGGUAAAUCCGGAUCUGGACUCCUUUCCCACCAUCAGCAGAAGAACCGAAGGAGAAGAAGCGCCAACCAACAACCAGAACAGGGUUGAAGCUCUGACACCACAGCAGCUGGAGGACACAGACCACAGCAUGGACGCCUCACAGACUCCACAACGUCUGCAGCCAUCACGUUCUGGGCUCAUCAGAUGAACCAGCUACUACAAGCGUGUGUGUCUGACACAGACACCUGCUUAUGACAAUCAGCAAAGGAAAACAAGGACAGAGCAACAGCAGAGAAGACGUGCUCUGACACAGACACUGGUUGAAACAACAGGAGAGGCUUCAGACGUGAUCGGCCCAAAAGAGCUGCAUCUGAGGAUCCAGGAAAGGUCUGUCAUCGAGGAACAACUGUCCCAUUGAAAGGCUUCACCCACUGGCGCUCACAUCAGACUGAUGGUUGGGGAAGGAGGAAGGUGACGGUUCCUUUUCACGUGACGUACAAGACGGUACCGCAAACACACACACAUUCAUACACGCAAUGAAGAAACACGCUUACAGCUGAUACACGCUCAAAUUCAUGUUCAUGCUUAUCUGCUUGCAAUGAAGAAUAGCUUUUUGCUCAAAAAAUCCCACAGAGUGAUUUUAAAAUGAUGACAAACCGCUAAAUGACAACUGCUGCAUGACUUUGCAGUCUGAUGGGUUUAAACAAUUUCAAUUUACAACAACUCCAGUAAUAAAAUCCUUCAUGUUUCUAAAAAAGAUUUGUGCACAAUAUAGGUUUGUCUGGCCAGACUGUAGGAAAACAAAAACAAAACCAGACUAUAGGAAGACUGAAACUGACUGAAACAGACUAUAAAUGACUAUUAAAGGGAAGACGACUAUUAGAGAGAAGUAAUAAUAAUUACUGUACGUACCAGACAAUAAAAGAAAAACUUACUGUGCCUCUGUCUUGCACGACAUCAGACGGCAAGACACUCAUUUUUGCUUUCAAACUUAUGCCCAGUAAAUCUAUUAGGAAGAGAUCUCAUGUGUAGUUUAGGUAUUUCACUGAUUUCCAAUCCGGAGGGAGUGCAGGUCACAACCACGGACAAUGUAAAUAAUUAUUCCUUUGUUUGUGUUAAUUUCAGCUCAGAGCCGCUGCUCUACUCUUAUCAGUGGCUGCUGAAGGGAGAGGCUGUAACUGAGGCCCUCAUACAGGCUGCUCGACAGCUUGUUUCCUCACAGAAUACGACCUUUAGAGACGCAUCUGACCUGUCUUGUACAGCACAUGUGUCCACUGGUCCUGAUGAGGAGUUUGAAAAAUCAUGGUUACACACACAUGCGGACAAACUGACCUCAACCUCUCUAUUCUGGGAUGAACAUAGGUCUGCGCUUGCGAUUUCUCUCACUAACGAACAAGAGAGAUUUGUUGAUGCUUAUUCUACAGAUCCACAUGUCCUUCUGUCAAAACAUGACGGAGACAGAUGGCAGGACUUGGGUCCUUUCGUGGACAGAUGUCAACGGGAAGGAGACUGGCAAACGACUUCCGACCCGAAUGUGAUGUAUUCACCUACUUUGCAUGCUUACAAAAAACUUUUUCAGUCUAUCUUUCAUGCGCAGCGUACAGUGCACUUGGUACCACAACAUUCCACACACACUCCACACCACGUGUUUUUGUCGGAGGACGCUCUGACGCAGUAUCCAGCCUUACAGGAAGUUCCAGCUUCCCUGUGGGCCACACACAAAUAUGAUGUAGGUUUGAUCAAAGGGUGUGACCCAGUGGUCAUCACGCCAAAAUCUGACUACAGACCAUGCAAACAGCAAUACCCUUUAAAGAGAGAAGCAAUUGAAGGAAUAACACCGGUGUUUAACUCUCUUUUGAAAGCAGGAGUCGUCGUCCCAUGUGACAACUCUCCAGUGAGGACUCCACUCUUCCCAGUUAAGAAAAUCAGAAACAAAGGACAGCCAACAGAAUGGAGGUUCGUCCAGGAUCUGCAAGCAGUAAAUGCGGCGGUCCAACCACGCGCACCUACGGUACCGAACCCCUACACCAUUCUUUCUCAGGUUCCGCCCAAGGCUAAAUUUUUUUCAGUAAUUGAUUUGGCCAAUGCUUUUUUCAGCGUGCCCAUCCACAAAGACAGUCAAUUCUGUUUUGCUUUUGAAUUCAACGGAAAGUCAUACACUUUUACCAGACUGUGCCAGGGGUAUUCAGAAAGCCCUACCAUCUACAAUAUGGCACUGAAAGACAGCCUGGAUGAUCUUGUCUUGUCCCCAGGCACCGCCCUGCUGCAGUACGUUGACGACUUGAUGAUCUGCACUGAGGAUCAGGAAACUUGCGCAGCAGACACGAUCAAGCUGCUGAAACACCUGCAUGCUGCUGGACACAAAGCAAGUCUGUCUAAAUUACAGUUUGUGCGGACGGAAGUUACCUUCUUAGGUCACAUCAUUACCGCGGAAGGAAAAUCCAUUUCACCUAAAAGAGCUGAAGCUAUUCAGAACCUGCCUAAACCGUGCACAUACAAACAGCUUAUGUCCUUUUUAGGCAUGUGCUCUUAUUGCAGGAAUUUCAUUCCUAACUGCGCCGUCUUGGAGGCUCCGCUUAGAGCUCUGAUGCAGACGUCUUCUGCAUCCACCACCCGCCUCACGUGGACAUCUGAGGCUGAACAGGCGUUCACCGACCUCAAACUAGCUCUUCAGUCGGCUCCUACUUUGGGUCUGCCUGACCCUACGCGACCUUUGACCCAAAUAGUGGAUGAGAAAUCAGGUUGUAUGACCUCUGUCCUUCUACAGGAUCACGGAGGGCGUCCACGCCCUGUAGCCUAUUUCUCUGCUAAGCUUGACCCAGUCGCUGCGGGGCUCCCACGAUGCCUCCGAGCAGUGGCUGCGGCAGAGAAAGCCGUGCUGGCAUCACGUGACAUUAUUGGCUAUUCUGAUGUCACCCUGCUGGUUCCUCAUGCCGUGUCUUUGAUCCUUUUGGAACAAAAAACAUCACAUCUUUCUACAGCCCGAUGGCUUAGAUACAACACUAUCUUACUGGAAAUGCCAAACAUCACUGUCAAAAGGUGCAAUGUGCUUAACCCAGCCACUUUGUUUCCAGGCCCUGACGAUGGCGAGCCUCACAACUGUGUUUCGGUGUUGAACCAGGUCUGCACUCCGCGCUCAGAUCUGUCGGAGGUGCCAAUUCCUAACUGUGACCUCGUUCUCUUUGUUGAUGGCUCCGCCUCUAGAGACCCUGCUUCGGGCCGCUGUCAGGUGAAAGCGGCUCUGCCCAAACAGGCGACAGAACCACUGCACAUCAUUCAACCAGGAGACUGGGUGAUCAUUAAGGAGCUUCGCAGGAAGCACUGGAACUCAAAGCGGUGGCAAGGUCCCUUCCAAGUCCUUCUGACGACCAACACGGCUGUGAAGAUCGCAGAAAGAGCGACUUGGAUCCACUCCAGCCACUGCAGGAAGGUCCCGGAUCCGACAGACGACCCUCCAUCUACAUCUACACCACACGAGAAAACCACCACUGACGAAAAGAACUGAGAAGGACGACCCUCGCUGUGCUCACACAUGCACUGAGGCGAGGCUGCGUUGACCGUUCAGCUGAAGGUGUGAGCCAAGCGCCGCCUGAAGCUGCGCCGGUGAAUCACACUAUCAGACCAAACAUCUACACACACGCUCCUGAGAAAACACACACACGAGCAGCCUUGAGUUGCCGACGCUGGACGACGUGUAGACUCUUCACAUCACGGGAGUGACAGUGACUCGGACGACAUUGGAAGGAAACCUGGAGGUGAUAACGAAUCCCAGGUGUCUCUGUGAUCAGCUGAUCACAACCUGAAGAACUCCAAAGAACUGUCAAGGUGUCAACAAACAGGUUGGAAACAAUCUAACGCUACUGUUCAACAGGAAGAAGAAGACAUUGAUUGUGACCCUGUUGUUUUUGAUAUGUUACUCUAAUAUUUGCUCUAAAUUAUGUGAUUGAUUUACAUGUAUACCUCUCUGUGAUUUUCAUCCAAUAUUCUUAAACAAAGCAUUUUAUGCUCCCACUUGAUUCACACUUUCACACAAAUUUUAAUCUUCCACUGACACAAAAUGACAUUCACCAGACGAAACACGAUAAAAAUGAUUGUCAUAUCAACCAUUGCGGUGACAUGUGUGACCUUCCCGUACUUCUGGAGAACUCGCACAUUUGUUCACUAUAGAUCCAAACGCGACAUUAAGGACCCUAAAGCCUGGCAGCUUGCCCAAAACUACGUAAAUCAGAACCCCACAGGGAACUUAUGGUUAGCGUACCUCAAGUACACUUCUAAAACCCUCACAAACAAUUCAUGUGUAGCAUGUGCUGUCGCCAGACCCGAUCUCAUGGCUGUGCCCACUCCCUUUAACAGCAGUGAAUGUUACAACGAGCGACAACUGCACAAUAAAGACACCGGGUGUAGAUACACUGCGGACCCAAGCAUUCCAAGAUGUGAUCCGUCUUGCAAAAUGCGCGCCUUGCACAAUCUGGGCAAGGGUAUGGAGAUGUACAGUCCCGUCACACAUAAGAAAGUUAAGGUGGCCGACAUCAAGGUAACGAAAAAGGAGCCCGCGGCUCCCUUGUAUUACACGGUGUGUACCACGUGUCAGUUUGAAUGCUUCACCUCCAGCCUCGACGGAGGAAUAGAUGUAGGCCACUUUCCCAAUUGUCACCUGACGUGGGACGUCUCCAACGCACACGGACUUAACCCUGAAGACCAUGUGAUCCGGUUUGCGAUUCCAACUCACACCGAUGCUGCCCCUUUACCCUCAUAUACAUAUAGGAUCAAUAAUGUCUCACACAUUGCCCCAUCCUCCACCGACUUAGUCCAGCAAAGGAAGCCCUUGUCCGACAUGUGGUGGCUCUGUGGGGAUCACCCCAGGGCCACCUUACCAACCAAUUGGACCGGCACCUGUACUCAGGUAGUGUUCCUCACAGGGGGAAUACACCUUUUGCCCUCAGCUCCACAGAAACACUCACGCACCAGACGCAGGGCUCCAGGAGGUUCCUUGGAUCCUGACCUUUACAUAGAUGCAAUAGGCGUACCACAAGGAGUGCCGGAGGAGUUUAAGGCUCGCAACGAGCAUGCGGCGGGGUGGACGAGUGCUAUACCCUUUAUGGGCCCCAUAAUAGAGGUUAACAAGAAUUCGGCCUGGAUCAACUACCUUUAUUACAAUCAACAGCGUUUCAUCAACAAAACUGCGGGUGGUAUGAGAGGCAUGUCCGGGCAGCUGGCUCCUACGUCUCAGAUGACUUGGCAGAAUAGAAUGGCCCUGGACAUGUUGCUAGCGGAGAAAGGAGGUGUC